This is a messenger RNA of Dermochelys coriacea (leatherback sea turtle), 1561 nucleotides long. It is a transcript of the gene ARPC1B, whose product is annotated as actin related protein 2/3 complex subunit 1B. The record is from RefSeq and is a predicted model, not a curated record. Gene Ontology annotation, cellular component: Arp2/3 protein complex; actin cytoskeleton. The transcript is spliced from 10 exons. NCBI's taxonomy places the organism in Eukaryota, Metazoa, Chordata, Testudines, Dermochelyidae. Gene Ontology annotation, molecular function: actin filament binding. Bases 172 to 1281 code for a protein of 369 amino acids. Gene Ontology annotation, biological process: Arp2/3 complex-mediated actin nucleation.
GAAAAGGGAAGUCAGGCUACUUCAGAGCGAGAACUCAACUCCUGCCUUUCAUUCGGGGCUGGUUCAGCUGCAGUUCAUGUCGACUGCCCAGAGUCCAUGAACUAGCGAACCCACUUUGGAGAGAGAGAUUUUCACCCUGCUUUCCUCAUCUGCUCUUCUGGCUGAAAAGCCAUGGCCUACCACAGCUUCCUGCUUGAACCAAUCAGCUGCCACUCCUGGAAUAAGGAUAGAACCCAGCUGGCCAUCUGCCCCAACAACCAUGAGGUCCACAUCUACAAGAAAGCUGGAGAAAAGUGGAACAAGGUCCAUGAGCUGAAGGAGCACAACGGGCAGGUGACAGGCAUCGACUGGGCCCCCGAUAGCAACCGCAUCGUGACCUGUGGGACAGACCGGAACGCCUACGUGUGGACCCUGAAGGGCAAUGUCUGGAAACCCACCCUGGUUAUCCUGAGGAUCAACCGCGCUGCCCGCUGCGUGAAGUGGUCCCCCAAGGAGAACAAGUUUGCUGUGGGCAGUGGCUCCAGGGUCAUCUCCAUCUGCUAUUUCGAGCAGGAGAACGACUGGUGGGUUUGCAAGCACAUCAAGAAGCCCAUUCGCUCGACCGUCCUCAGCCUGGACUGGCACCCCAAUAAUGUCCUGCUGGCCGCCGGCGCCUGUGACUUCAAAUGCAGGAUUUUCUCGGCCUACAUUAAGGAAGUGGAGGAGAGGCCGUCCCCCACGCCGUGGGGCUCCAAGAUGCCCUUUGGGGAGCUGAUGUUUGAGUCGAGCAGCAGCUGUGGCUGGGUCCACAGCAUCUGCUUCGCUGAGAGCGGCAACCGUGUGGCGUGGGUCGGCCACGACAGCACCGUCUGCCUCUGGGACGCCAACAAGAAAAUGGCCAUCGCCUCGUUGUCUGUGGAGACUCUGCCGCUCCUAGCUGUCACCUUCAUUACCGAGAACAGCCUGGUGGCAGCGGGCCACGACUGCUACCCGAUGCUCUUCACCUAUGACGAGAGCCAGGGCUCGCUGACCUUUGGUGGGAAGCUGGAUGUCCCCAAGCAGAGCUCCCAGCGUGGCCUGACUGCUCGCGAGCGCUUCCAGAACCUGGAUAAGAAAGCCAGCACCGAGACCAACAACGUCAUUCUGGAAACGCUGCACAAGAACAGCAUCAGCCAGAUUUCCGUGAUUGCCGGUGGCAAAGCCAAGUGCUCCCAGUUCUGCACCACAGGAAUGGACGGGGGGCUGAGCAUUUGGGAUAUCAAGAGCCUGGAGUCCGCACUGAAGGAUCUCAAGAUCAAGUGACGGAGCCUGUGGGGAGAGGCCAUUUGCAGCACCGCCAGCCUCACUCUCUUAUUCCAAUUCUGCUUGCUUCUUUUUCUGUAAGAUGUUGAGUUUAGAUCGAGACACAUCUCCCCUGGAAGUGGUACAACUGCCUGGGCUCAAAGGCACUUGGGAGACUUGUCAGCUGAGGUAAAUUAAGUACAUAGAAAUUAAAGACUUCUUUAAAUUUUAAAAGAGUGCACCUAUGCUGGUCAUAAAUUGCUUAAAAGAAACAGAAAAUAAAGUGUCUUUUUCAUGUAAA